Messenger RNA from Sipha flava (yellow sugarcane aphid), 1291 nucleotides. RefSeq lists its product as uncharacterized. NCBI's taxonomy places the organism in Eukaryota, Metazoa, Arthropoda, Insecta, Hemiptera, Aphididae. The record is from RefSeq and is a predicted model, not a curated record. The coding region runs from base 56 to 1291 and encodes 411 amino acids. The transcript has 4 exons.
ACCGCGGGACACCGCGGAUGGCCGCGCGUCGCUAAGCCGCCGCGCGAAACCUCUGAUGUACUUGUGUCAGCUGUACGGCAUGGGCAGCUGUCGCGACGAGUUCCCGACCGCGCACCGCGUGCUCACGUUCAUCAACGCGUCCGCCAGCGUUUACAUAUACUACACGUUGGUCGAGUACGUGAGCAAGUCGAUGCCGUCCAUGUUCGAACUGUCCACGAUCAUGUCGGUGGCCCGGCUGAACGUGCGCGGCCUGGUGCCGCCGCUGAUGAUCGUCUUGUUCAGCGCGUACCGCGGCCGCGUGCUGGACUUCGUGGCCGCACUCGACGACCACGUGCCGUCCGCGCCGAGCGUCCCGCUGUGGCCGUUCGCCGCGCGCUUCGUCGGCUGGCUGGCGGCCACGCUCGCGGCCGAACUGAUACAGCUGUUCGUCUACUUCGACCGCGCCGGCUACGAACAUUUCUUCCCGCUGUCCAUUGUCCGGUUCGUCCUGACCAACUUGUGGAUCGUCACGCCCGUGCUGCUGCACGUGUUGCUCGUGUCGCUGGCGUCGCGCGGCCUCCGCGACAUCAACGGCCGCAUCACCUCGUUCGACUCGUGGCGCGCCGACCGGUCCCGGUGGACGCGCCUGCAGCGCUCCGUAACCCGACUGACGGACACCACGUUCGGGGCCAUCAUCGUCCUGUUCGUCAUCUUCACCAUCACUGACCUCACGUUCUUCGCGUUCAUCUGUCAUCUUUCCUGGAUAAAUGGCUACUUCGCGGAACUCGUAUCCUACUUGUUCCUAAUGUUCGUCCGGGCCUCGUUGACCUUUCAACUUUUUCGCACGUGCCACCGCUGCAAGACCGAAAUGAAAAGAACACAAACAAUUUUGAGUGGAACGAAAAUAACAUCUCAUUCCGAUUAUAAAGAAUUUAAACACACUUCUCUGUACAUGCUACACACUGAUUUCAGCUUCAUGCCUUGCAGAGUCUUUGAAAUAACGUAUAAAAACUUAGCUACAAUAAUGGAAAGAGUUACUUGUGAUAAAAUUAUUUCUUGCAUAAACAACUCAAUUUCUAUCACUGAAAAAUUGAUUGAGUUACCUUCUCCGGUUCAAUCAAGAGGACUGCCUGUAAUGGCCCCCAUCUAUCGUAUACCCAAAGAUAGAAAACGAUUUACUUAUUUGUCGUAUUAUCCAAAGAUGGAAGAUAAACCUACAAACAAUUAUCCUUUAGGUGUUGAAAAAACUACACGCAGAUUUUCAUCAAACAUUAUUCAAACAAAUUCAUCAAGCUUACCAUGUAAGAUAUAA